Molecule: messenger RNA, 3969 nt
Organism: Hordeum vulgare subsp. vulgare (domesticated barley)
Lineage: Eukaryota; Viridiplantae; Streptophyta; Magnoliopsida; Poales; Poaceae
Product: protein FAR1-RELATED SEQUENCE 5-like
Exons: 3
Coding region: 343-3558 (1071 amino acids)
Biological process (GO): regulation of DNA-templated transcription
Molecular function (GO): zinc ion binding
Source: RefSeq, a predicted model, not a curated record
UCGUUCGCUCGCUCAGUUGCACGUCAAAGUACACAGCGAAUCGCGGCGGGCCACACCCCACACCCCACCCACACACCACACCACAGCACAGCACAGGGUCAGGAACAAACCCUAGCCAGCCGGACCCCCGGGUCAAACCCCAGACCGCUCCAGCCGGUCACUCCCGUCCCCUCUUCUUCCCCCCACACCCCCCCCUCGCACCUCGCCGGACCUCCGCCGCCGCCGCCGCCGCAGCCCCCCUUCCACCUCCCUUUGCCUCGCCGCGCCGUAUGCGGCCCGAUCGACCCCGCCAGCCCCUCCCCGCCCGCGAAAAGGGGGCAGCUUGAUCUCGCCGCCGCGGCCAUGGAGCGGGCGGCGGCGGGGAGCGAGCAGGGGACGCCGGACAGCGAAAUGGGCGACGGGGACGGCGACAGCGUCGGCUACGGCACGGAGAUGGAGCUCGACCCCUCCUCCUCGGCCUACCCGGCGCGCCCCAGCGUGCACGACGGGGUGGACCCGUACGAGGGCAUGGAGUUCGACGACGAGGAGGACGCGUGGACCUUCUACAACCUCUACGCGCGCCGCGUCGGAUUCAGCACCCGGAUCAGCGUCAUGCACCGCUCCCGCCGCGACGGCUCCAUCAUGUCGCGCCAGUUCGUCUGCGCCAAGGAGGGCUUCCGCACCUACCGCGGCAAGCACGACGCCGCCCUCAGCCCCGGCGCCGGGGACGACGCCGGCCGGGGCGCCGCCGGCCGCCGCACCCGCGCCGUCACCAGGGUCGGGUGCAAGGCCAUGAUCCGGGUCAAGAAGCAGGACGCCGGCAAGUGGGCCAUCACCAAGCUCGAGACCGCGCACAACCACCCCCUCGUCCCGCAGAACCAGGCGCACUGCCUGCGCCCGCACAAGCCGCUCUCCGAGUGCGGCAAGCAGCGCUCCUCCUCCUCCUCCUCCUACGGGGUCCGCCGGAACGGAGGUAUGUUCCUCACCAUCGAGCCUCCGCCCCCCACGCCGCCCGUCCCUCAGACCACCAGCAUCAUCGCCGCCCAACCAUUGGCUCCCCAUUACAUUUCUGCGGAUGGCAUCGGAAAUGCCACUCGGGUCAUCCUGGAUUAUGUCAAGCGCAUGCAAGCCGAGGACCCGGCCUUCUUCUACGCCAUGCAGUUCGUGGAGGGCCAUCCCGUGGGGAACGUCUUCUGGUCCGAUGCCAGAGCAAGGACGGCGUACAAGGACUUCGGGGACGCCGUUUUCUUGGACGAUCACUGCAAAAGAAGCAAGCAUGAGCUCCCCCUCGUCACAUUCACCGGGGUCAAUCACCAUUGCCAGCCGGUCCUGUUUGGGUGUGCGGUCAUCAGGGAUAACUCUGAGGCAUCGUUUGCCUGGCUGUUUGAAACACUUCUCCUGGCAAUGUCUGGCCAGCACCCUGUCUCUCUCACCACCGAGUAUGAUGGCGCCAUACAGUCGGCUGUCCACAAGGUUCUUCCUCAGACCAGGCACCGAUUCUGCAGCUUGCACAUCUUGAAUGAAGCCCAGUGCAAGCUAUCAGAUUUAUUAACUGCGUUCCCGUCCCUUUAUGAUGAGCUUGUCAGUUGCAUCAACAUGUCUGACACAAUUGAUGAGUUCGAAGCAAAUUGGGAGGCAUUGAUUUCCAAGGUUGGGUCUGGACACAACGAGUGGCUUGAUUCAAUGUACAAUUGCCGGCGGCAGUGGGUCCCGGUAUACUUGAGGGAUACAUUCUUUGGAGACGAGCCAUCAAGGCAGGGGUGUAUGAGCAGGAGCUCGUUUUUUGAGUCUCACAUCACUGCUAAAACUAAUUUGCAGUCGUUCAUUCAGCACUAUGAAAAAGCUCUCGACAGUUGUUAUGAGAGGGAGGUGAAGGAAGAAUUCGAAACAAAGUAUUCGCUUCCAGACAUCAAGACAUCAUCUCCUAUUGAGAAGCAAGGAGCAGACCUGUACACAAGGACACUGUUUUUGAGGUUCCAACAGGAAUUGGUUGGCGCCUCUGUUUGUACUCUGGAAGUGGCAGAGGAGGAUGGUAAGGCUUGCAUGUAUAAAGUGACAACUUCUCAAGGAAGUGAGAAGCCCCGUAUGGUUCAAUUCAAUUCUUCUGAUAGUUCUGCAAAAUGUACCUGUCAGAUGUUUGAAUAUCUUGGUAUUGUCUGUAGGCAUAUUCUUACCGUCUUUGGUGCACAAGGUAUAUCUACGCUUCCUUCUCAGUGCAUCGUAAAAAGAUGGACCAAAAAUGCCACAGAUAGAAGUUCAGACAAGAAACCUGAUGAAGUUAUUAGAGUUAAAGAGCUCAAGGAGGAGCAAAGAAGUACUGUUGAAGAUGGCGAGCAAUCUCAGACAUGGCGUUACAACAGUUUGUGUCGUGAAGCACUUAGGUAUGCUGAAGAAGGAGCAUCAUCUACAGAGGUUUAUAUUGUGGCAAUGCAGGCUCUUCAAGAGGCUGCUAACAAAGUAAAUAUGGCCAAGAGAGCGAUUGGACAGGUAGCACCUUUGGCAGUAAUGCCAAUUACAGCGCAGGCACCAGAAAGUGCUGGAAAAUUCUAUGAUGGUUUUGGUCAGCAAAAGAAGAGAAAAAGGAAUUCAAACAACUCAAGAGAGAACUCUGCACCGAAUCAAUUUAUGCAUAUGCAGCAACCUAGUAGUUACCUCUUUGUUGGUCCCAGUACAUCAGGUGGUUCACAAGGGCCUAGUCAGCUAGUUGCUGCAAUUCCUGUUUCUUCCUGUGCACAACAUGGGCAGACAUCGGGUGCAAAUAACUCAACCGAUGGCAACAUGACAACUACUUCUGUAGCUGUUGACAAGUUUCAUGGAUUCUCUGGCCGAGAUGCACCAACAACAGCACCUUCUUCAGGAAAUGUUGUGCAAGCAGGAGAAACUAAAUCUUCAGGGGUUCCUUCACAGAUUAACGAGAUUCAUGAACUGUCCCAAGCAAAUGGAAACAAGGGAGGCAGCGUAAAUAUGGUAAAUUCUACUGCUUCACCGCAGCUUGUGACCGUUCCAAUUGGAUUCUGCCUGUCCUCCAUGGACAACUCCAAGAUGUCUGCUGUGGGGAUGAGUUCUACAAACUCUGGCGGCAUGACGAGUAAUGGCAAUGCAUCAUUUGGCAUUCGCCAAUGUCAAUCUUCUGCGCAAGCGCCUGCGACACACUCGGAGGCAAAACCACCGGCAGAAAACACCGAUUCACGGGCAACUACCGCUGACAGCUCUUCUAUAAGGGCUGCAGCCAUCGCGGCGGGGGCACGCAUCGCAUCUCCAUCCGACGCAGCUUCAAUCAUAAAAGCAGCACAGUCGAAAGACGCCAUCCACAUCAGGCCCGGGGAAAGCCUUCCGAAUCAGCUGAAACCAUUAGCCCCCAGACCGCUCUCCUCACUAGCACCCAGUUCGGCGCAGCAUCUGCAGCAGCCUGGACAAAACAGCAGCUUCGGCGAUUCUACCGCGGCCAAGGAAGCGAUUUUCGGCUCCACGGAUGGCAGCGACGGUGAAGAGUACUACGACGACGACGACGAAGACACUGACGACGGCGGCGAUGACGACAACGAGGGGCUAACCGGCGAUGAAGGGGAGCAAGAAUGAUCGAACGAUCUUUCGGCUGCUGCGCCUUCUGUCCGGUCACUAACCCUCUCCCAGGGCUUCCCCCACAGCCCUGCUGAUAUCCUGACAGCAUUUUUCACCGACGGAAAUGGAAAUGGAGUCUCAUAGAGCAAUAGCUGUAUACAUACAUGUUUAUAGCCUGUAUCUAAUGUUCCCAGCGGCCAUCGCCGUGCCCCCCAUGAGCCUAGGAGCCUUCCUUUUUUUUUCCCCUUUGUUAAUCUAGAGAUCCCUUCUUUUUUGGUUUAACCUAAUCAGACAUGAAAGCUUGCUCAAGCUUGUUUUGGCUCUUGCUAGGCUUUGGUCGAGCUGCCAGCUCCAACAUGUGUGGCAGCUAUGAUGAUGUAUGUAUACAGCAUGGCUGCAUGAGUAGUGGUAGUGCAGUUUGCUGGUGAA